Messenger RNA from Opisthorchis viverrini, 264 nucleotides. RefSeq lists its product as hypothetical. The transcript has a single exon. The record is from RefSeq and is a predicted model, not a curated record. Lineage: Eukaryota; Metazoa; Platyhelminthes; Trematoda; Opisthorchiida; Opisthorchiidae. Bases 1 to 264 code for a protein of 87 amino acids.
AUGAAAGACACUGGAAGUCCGAAAGAUGAUGUAACCAAAGCAAGUGAGCGCGCCAAGUCCAGUCAGGAAUUAUGCAAAAGUGGUGAGAAAAUAACAAGAAUCAAAGAGAUAAGACAGUUAGCCGCUGAACGCAAUAAAACUCAGUGUAACAGCUACUUCCUGGGCUCGUUUUCGAUCCUGUUCUUCUCAGUUCCAGCACGUUUUGCUGCGACCUCGCCCAGUGUGGCAUCAAUCGACCUCUUCAUAUCGAGUAGCUCCUCCUAA